GCGCCUUUCUCCAGUUGUGCACUCCCGUGGUGGUGGUGGGGUGAGAAAGAGGAGCAGGCAAGCCGUCCGCUCUCCCUCCCUUCCUCCCCACCCGGGGAAGGGAACCCGAGGAAGCUUGGGGAGGCCGCUCAGCUCAGACCACUCAUUUCCCCCUCCCCCUCUUCCUACCCCGCCUCCCCUACCCCCCACGCGGGGAAGGCACUGGAGACCAGAGGGAGUCAGGAAUCCAGCCUCGCAGCAUUGCAGUCCCAAGAACGACGGCUGCUGCAGCUGGGGCUGUUGCUGCUGCUGCUGCUGCGGCGGGACUUUUCCUCCGGGAGGCGGAGCAGCUGGGACUACCGGUUGCACCGAGAGACUGCGGGGAAACCCUCCCUCCCCACCAGCGCAGCCCGCAGCCCCACGCGCACUCUUGUUCUCACUCCCGGACCCAGCCCGGGCCGGCCGCGGGCCGUGCAGCAGCCCCCGGGCCUGGGCUGGAGAGCUGACAGCUGCGGCAGCAUUCCGGGAGCAGUAGCGGCGGCCCCGGGCGUGCGGGCGGCGAGCGCGGGAGGGGGCCCAGGUGGCGGGCAGCCGUGCGGGGGCGCCCCAGGAUGCUGAGCUUCCUGCGCAGGACCUUUGGCCGGCGGUCGAUGCAGCGGUACGGGCGGGGAGCAGCAGGGCGCGCAGCCGGCAGGCUGGGGGACGAGCGGGACGGGGGAACCCGGGGGGCCACCUCGGCUCCCCUGCCCGCCGCCCCUGGGGGCAGCAUUUUCCCCCCCGGCGGCGGGCCCGUGCUCACCGGUGGAGCUGCCGUCCACAUCCCCGCGGCCGGAGCUGGUAAGGCUGCUCUCUACUGCCGGGUCUUCCUGCUCGAUGGGACCGAAGUGAGCGUGGACCUGCCGAAACAUGCCAAAGGCCAGGAUUUGUUUGAUCAGAUUGUAUAUCAUUUGGACCUUGUGGAAACAGACUACUUUGGCCUCCAGUUCCUAGAUUCUUCCCAGGUCACACACUGGCUGGACCAUUCAAAACCUAUUAAAAAGCAAAUGAAAAUUGGAUCUGCUUAUGUUUUGCACUUUCGAAUUAAAUACUAUUCUUCAGAACCGAACAACCUUCGAGAAGAGUUUACAAGGUACCUGUUUGUAUUACAACUCAGGCAUGACAUUCUUUCAGGAAAAUUGAAAUGCCCUUAUGAGACUGCUGUGGAACUAGCUGCCCUGUGUCUUCAAGCAGAACUUGGGGAGUGUGAACUUCCGGAACACACGCCUGAACUAGUGUCUGAGUUCCGAUUUAUUCCAAAUCAGACUGAGGCAAUGGAGUUUGAUAUCUUCCAAAAAUGGAAAGAGUGCAGGGGCAAGAGUCCUGCACAAGCUGAGCUUUCCUAUCUGAACAAAGCAAAGUGGUUGGAAAUGUAUGGAGUAGACAUGCACGUGGUUAAGGGAAGAGAUGGCUGUGAAUACGCUCUUGGUCUAACACCCACAGGGAUAUUAAUCUUUGAAGGAGCUAACAAAAUAGGGUUAUUCUUUUGGCCCAAAAUCACUAAAAUGGAUUUUAAAAAGAGCAAAUUGACCCUUGUUGUCGUAGAAGACGAUGAUCAGGGGCGAGAGCAAGAGCACACAUUUGUUUUCCGAUUAGAUAGCUCCAGGACCUGCAAGCACCUCUGGAAGUGUGCCGUCGAGCAUCAUGCCUUCUUCAGAUUGCGGACACCAGCAAAUAAUAAAUCAAACCGAUCGGACUUCAUCAGGCUAGGAUCUCGAUUUAGGUUCAGUGGGAGGACAGAGUAUCAAGCCACUCAUGGUGCCCGAUUACGAAGAACCAGUACUUUUGAGAGAAGACCUAGUAAACGGUACCCAUCCCGGAGGCAUUCAACUUUUAAAGCAAACAACCCAGUGAAAGCAGCCCAGCUAUGCUCCAAAAAUAAUCCAGAAGUUCACAAUUACCAGAUACAAUACCAUCCUAAUAUACAUCCAGGGCAACCACAAUGGCAUCCUCAUUCUCCAAACAUAAGUUAUCCUUUGCCCUCACCAGUGCUCAACAAUUCUAAUCUGCUGCUAUUCAACAUUGAAGAAAAUGGGGGAACCCCAUUUACCACCAAAGCUCCAGGAAGACAUCACCAUCAUCACCAUCAUCACCAACACCAGCACCAACACCAACACCAGCACCAACACCAACACCAACACCAACACCACUCCAAUUAUGGAAUACCAGUUCCUCUCGAGAGCAAAGAGAUGUCUACUGGGAUCCCAACCCCUAGUAAACUGAGUCCAGGACAUCCUAUUCUUUACAAUGAAACUGCUGCCCAUCUGAAGAAGAUGGAAAUGGAAACCUCCAAGGUGGCUUCCCCAUGGCCUGCUCUUCACAUUAACAUAAACAAGGUGGAAGAAAAGAAAGUUCCUGAAAAAAGUCUUCAGUUCCCACUUCUACCUUUGCCAGUUCCUGAUCAACUAAAAUGCAACAUUCUAAAAGCCCAGAUAGAAACGGCUUCCAAAGCAAGCGCUCAGGUUGUGAAGGAGGAGCCAGAUUUUGCUAAUGUCAAUAAGAAAUCCACUCUUCAGGACCCUAAUGUAAGAAGCCCUGUUCCUUCUAUAAAAGUAGAAGCUACACCAACAGCUACAGAAAAGCAAGAGAAGCAAGAAAUUAAGCCCCCACGAGUGAGAAAAUUAACAAGACAAUACAGUUUUAACCACAGUGAUGAAGAUGACCUUCCUCCAGCCCUGGUUGCUGCCAUAGCAACAACAGCAUCAGGACCACCAGCAUCUCCAGCAUCCCAGAAAAUCAGCACACCUCAGAAGUCAGAAGGGCAAAACCAGCUAUCACCCCGCGCAAAGAGUCCCUCUGACACAGGAGAUGUGUUUACCUUGGGACCAGGUGACCUUUUGAUGGAUUUCACAGAAGCCACACCAAUGGCAGAGUCCUCCAGUGCCAUAAAUCCUGCACACUCUCGUUGCUAUCCUCAAAUUUCUAUUCAAAUGAAAGAAGAGAAAAAUGAAGCUUGCAUGGGCCCUCCAAUCAAAACAAGGCUGAUAAAGACAUUCCCUGCUGAUACAUCUAAUCCAUUUCUUGAUCCUUUCACAACAGCACCACAGCUAAUUGCAGACUUUGGAGAAAGCAAAUUACAGUGUAAGGCUGGGCAGUCCUCCCCACUGACUCCAAAAGCCACUAUGAGGCCUUUGGCAGAAACAGUCUCAACAGUGCAAACAAUAUUUGCCCGAAAGCCCAUUUCUCUGCCAGACAGUGCUGAGACACUACGGCAGGAACUAGAGAGAGAAAAAAUGAUGAAAAGACUGUUGAUGACCGAACUCUGAGAUUCAUUCGCUCUUUGUCCAAUGGAGAAUGGAGUGGUGCCUUCUUGUCGAUCUACAUUCUUCAGCUUUUGUGUGCAUCCAGCAUAAUGCCCCAUUACAGUGUUGUGCGUUGAACUCUGCUGAAUUCUCCACCAUUGGCUGAAAUUAAUCUUUUCUUUGGCUUGUCUUUGAAAGAGUCUCUACUCCUGUGUUGCUGAGGACUACAUAUUGCAUUCAUUUUUUUCUUCUGAGAAUUUGGAUUUUCUACUGCAAAAUACAGCUGUGACUAGAUUUGGUAAGUCUAGGGAAAGGAAGUUGAAAAAGAGGGAAAAUUACUGAUUUCUUUUCAGAAAUCCUUCUGUACAUAUGUGAAUAGCUGCCCAAAGUAAUGUUGUGCAGAAUCCUUUGAUAUCGACAUAGAGAAAUCUGAUUUUGUAUAACUGAAAAUUUGCCCAGAGCUACUGCCGUUUGUUAAAGAAUCAUUUUUAAUGAGAAAAACUAUUCCUACAUCUUGAGCCCUGGUUUUUUUUUUCAUUUCUGCACACACAAAAUAAAUGGACCUUGUAAAGUGCUUCACAUCAAUCAUUAUCUAGACAUGUAUACAUGAAAUAAAAAGAAGAUAUGUACACAUAGCAUGCCUGAAAACACUUCAUUUUCAAAGUUUAUCUCAUAUCUUAAGUGGAAACAAACCAAGAAGAAUAAAUUGUUUGGCAGAGAUAGACAUUUAGUCAUUGCACCCCAAAUGUAGAGUCACAUUUAAGAGACCCUAUAAUUUAAAGAUAACGCAUUAUUGGAAAAGAUUGCUUGAAUUUUCUAUAAAGGAAAAUUAUUUCUAAAACACUUUGUGUUGUGGCAGAAUCUUGGACCAAUGCAACUUUCUCUUAAGGACUAUUAUAGGAUUUAGAGAUCAUCUGAUGGUCCUCCUACCCUUAUUUUUUUCGAUUAAGUAACUGAGACCCAGAAAAGUUAAGUGACUUCAUGUCAGCAAGGUCACAUAGCUAAUAACCAGCAAGGCUGGGAUUUGAACCCCUGUCUUCUGUCUCUAAAUCUUUCCACUGAGCUACACUGCCCUUUAAUUUUAGGUACUGUAUGUUUAUGUCACAUAUAAUAUGCUCUCUCUUUUUUUUUUCCAAUUCUUAAAGCAAAAUGGUGCCAAUUUGAUACUAAUGAUACAUAUGCAGUCACACCUCAUUUAUCAGGAAGCUAUGGGAAAUGAAUCAAUACUGCAUUAGUGACUAUUCCAGAUAAAUGAAGCUUAAUUAACCCUUUAAGUGAGGAAAUGUUCAAAUUUUAAUACUUUUUUAUGGAAUUCUUUCUAAAGCGUAUUAAAUCCUUCUCUGCCUUAGGUAACAGAGAAAACUGAACAUAAUUCAAUCUUUUUUUAGUGACUUAAUGACUCCGGGUCAUCAUUAAAAACAUCAGUUAUCGUACUGUGAUGUACUAAAGUGAUGGAUGUCCUCAGGGACUUUUUGAUGUGUGCAAAGCUGAGUUUUGCCUUUCCCUGAAUUCCCAAAGACUUCUAUGCUCUUCAAAUGGAUUGUUCAGCUGUCUCUUGACUCAUUAAUUUCAUUAAGGAAUGUUGAGAUGCUGAGAGUUUUUUGCCUAUUCCUGAACAGGAAUACCAUGCUAUGCUGCUCCAGACAGCUGUAGGUGCUAUAUAGUAUGUGAUAUACAAAAUGUGCUCUUUUAUAAUGUGGGGAGGCGUGUCUCUGUUGGGCACUAGCUGUAAGUAUAACUUUGGCUUCGUGGUUGCCUCAGUUCUCCAUCCUCAAUUAUUUCUACUGUUAAUGGGUCUGCUUCCGCUAUACCUUUCCCCGCUUCAGAUCAACUGUCCAAAGUUUCCGUUGCUCACCACUGGGCUCUGUCAUUAAAAUCUUCUAGGUAGAACUGAAGUGUGUCAGGGAAAAACAGAUAAACGAAUAUUGUGUGUAAACUUGCAAGAAUUAGAGUCUGAUGUGCUCUGUUCCUCAGAAAGGAGCAAGUGGAGUCAAGUGCCUGGGUUUUGUGACAGAUGUUUUCAUUGCACUCUGAGGUUUCUUUUCUUCGUCUAUUUCCCACUUAUUUCUGGGUUAAAAGCUAUUCCAAAAGGGUGUGUUUGCUAGAAGUCUGACCACCAGAUAAGUGGGGUGCUGCUGUAUAUCUAACCAGUCUAGAAGACUGUCAAUAGACAGUGAAAGUAUUGGGAUUCCAUCUGCCACAGAGGUAGCUCUGGUUAUGUAAAUAUAUCUGAUUUUUAGCACUUUUUUGGAUUUUCCCAUUGCAAUUGAAGAAACAAGAUUAUUUAUCUCUACGAUAUUUAGUAACGAGUACUAAAUGAACAUUUUUGGGGAAUUUUUUCAUUGUUGUUGUUUACUCUAGUAACUUCUUAAUUUCAUGGAAUCACAGGAUCUCAGAGUUGGAAGGGAACUCAGAGAUCAUCUUGUACCAACUUGUAACUGAACAGGAAUUUCUUCUACAACCUCAUUGACAAGUGGUCAUCUAGACUCUGCUUGAAGAAUUCCAAUAAUGAGGAAUUCACUGCUCACAAAACAGCUCAUUCUACUUUUGGACAACUCUGGUUACUCUGGUUAGGAAAUUGUUCUUUAUAACGAGUUGAACAAGUUUAAUCCUUCUUCCAUCUGACACAUCAGUUUUUGAGACACUUUAAUGACAGCUAUCCUGACCCCAACAAGUCUUCUCUUCAGCUUAAUUAUACUCAGUUUCUUCAACUGAUUUUCAUGUGGCAUGAUUUCCAGUCCACUCAGCAUCAAUAUAAUUGAAAACAAAGCACUGAAAAAAAAAGUUAAGCCUAGGCACCAUUGCAAAGAAGAAAUGCUUGCUAUUGAAUAAAAAAUUGCACAACAUGAACUUUAUAUUAAAAAAAAAAAACCUUGGCCAGCUUUCUGGUCAACCUGUCCUAAAACAUUCAAUGUUACCUUCACUGCUUGAUCAGAUUAAUCCCAGCAUUCCCUGUUCCCAUAAUGACAUAGCAUGUUUUAUAUGUCAUUUUGGUACCUACUUUGCUUCAUCUCUGAGACUUUAAAAAAUUACAAUUUUUCUUAAGAAAUUGAAAAAAUGAACACUGCCAGUUCAAAACUGUUCUCAACAAUAUAAUCAAGCAAGGUCUGACCACACCUGAUGAAAAUAGCCAUCAUCAAAGUGGCAACCUUGAUAUGUGAGAGUCUGUGAUAUAACAUUAUUUUAAAGAACGAGUUUUGGGAUUUCCAGUCAAGAUUAUAAAGCUUCUCAUAUACCCUACCCAAAAAAGUAAAACAGAAAUCCAAACAGGAAGAAAAAUGACUUUAAAAUAACCUAAGAAAAUAAAAAUCAACCAAAACUUACAAUGAACGAAGUAAACAGAAGUGCCAAAAGAAUAAAAAUGAUAUUUGAUGAAGAAAGAAUGCAAAUGGAAAAAGAAACCAUCCACACAUGGUAGUGAGAGGUAGGUAUCAAAUGGAGAAAUGAUGUAUUUCAAGAAAUUAAGGAAGAAUUAACACUGAUAAGAAUAUCACAAAGCCAAAUCAAAGAAGAAUUGAAGAAAGUAAGAUCAGAUAAACUUAAGCUAAAAUUAAAACCUGCUUUAAAAAUAAAAGGUAGAGAAUAAGUUUUUUAAAUGACAAAUAUGGAGAUUUGUGUUCAUUAGUUUUCUCUUAAUGGUACAGAUUACAAACCUUUUUCUGUUCAGUUCUAAUCUAUGUUCUCCCAUAAUUCCUCCACAGAGAAUCCAUCCAAUGUGCUAAUGACCUGUAUAGGACUUAUUCUGUUUCAUAGAUAUCAGCGCAGCAUCAAAUCUGUCCAUCUCUCCAUCCCUGAUACUUGCUAUAUGGCUAUGCUGCAUCAUAGCAUAGAAACAUAAUGCAAACUAAUUGUAUGCACCAUCCAUCCUUCCAUAGUCUUUUGAGUUACAUGCAACUUUGAUUCCUUUGAGACUGUAGUAUUCCAAAAGUCACAACAUCAUAAUAUCACUGGGGAAUAUUUGUGUUUUUAAAAAAUGGGGUUUUGUGUUUGGAAGUAGCUUAGCAUCAUGAAAAAUACUUUCUUCUCCCAACAGUCUAGAUCCAACUCAUUGUCUAUCCAUAGUGCCUAUUUCAGAUAUACAUACUAGUGGGCUAAAUUCAAUGGACUGGUCAUCUAACUGCAUGUCAUAAUUUGGACAAAUGUAAUUUUUCUUCCAAUAGUCUUUAUGGAUUUUUAUGCUUUAUUUUAAAUGAUUGUUGAUCUAAGCAAGAAGGUGCUAUAAUGUUCUUGGGAUUGAUGAAACCACAAAGAUUCUAUGACUCUUUACAUAUUAACAUGAAAUGAGACAUAAAGCAAAAAGAAAUAUACUAAAGCUGUUCAUAAUUAUAUUGAAGGACAUCCAUAGUCUAAAUGGAAAGGGAAUUCUUAUAGUUUGGAAACAUCCUUUAGGUGCUACUAUUUAUAGAUGAUAUUGUGCCACAUGUAAUAAACGAUCUUGAGAAAUUUCUAGAAAACAUUCAAGAACAGACUUUACUACAGUGGAAAAUAAAAUUGUAUGCAGUAAAGAGAAACUGAAAACAGAUACUGAAUUAUCCAAAUUAUUAAGAAAAUAAUAUGAAAAUAAACUUGGAGGAUAUUGCACAGCAAUCUUGCGAUCAAUGAUAUUCAAGAACUUUUUUUUUAAUCUGAACAUCAUAUUUUAGUAAGUUAGAGAUCUCAUGGACAUGAAAUAGUGUCUAAUUCAACAUUCCCAGGGUAUAAAUAAAAGAGCUGAGGCCCAGAGAGGCUAAGUAGCUUACCCAAGGUCACACAGGUAGUAAUUAGCAAAGCAAGUUUUAAAACUCAGUUUCUCUGAUUCCAAUUGCCAAUAUUCACACACAUAUACACACACACGCACACACACAUGCAUACACACACACCUUACUGUACUAUCUGAUCAAAGAAAAUUUUCCACAACUGUCAAAAAUCAGAUGGAAGAAUACAAAUUUCAAGGAUCUAUAGAACCCCAAUUUGGAAGAAUACAAUAUUUAAUAUACCUAGACACAUUAUAGCUAAACUCCAAUGGUAUGGUUUUGGAGGAAGGAAGAGUUGAAGGGGAAUUCCAAGCUUCCAGAGAAAGUGCAGAAAUCUCUUACCAAAGAACAAUAACCAAUAUCAGAACAGAAUUUUCAAGAGUGACAAGAAAGUAUUAGAAAAUUCAAAUAAGAUACACAACAAAAAUAAAGAUGUCUAUGAAUUAUAGAAUAUUUAGAGAAUUAUGACCUCAACAAAAUUCAAAAUGCUUUGUGAAGGCCAGAGAUGAGUAUAUGGGGGGAAAGAGAGAAUUUUGAAAGAAUAAGGAAGUCUUCAAAUAACAUACAAGCCUAGAAACUAAAAUAAUAAAUAAUUAAAAGAAGUACUGCUUCUCAAAUCAAGAUCAAUCAAUUGCUAAUCAAAUGCAAGAACCCUCAAAACAUCAUAUUGACUGACUUCCUAAAUGUUGACCAAUUCAGGAAAAUAGAAAAAAGGAAAUAACUUCAAGGGGAAACAAGGAAGAAGACAGGGUAAUACCAAAGCAAGGUAUCACUGAUAAAAUGGAAGUCCAAGUUAAAGAAAAGUAUACAAUCAUUAAGAUAGGACAAAAACUUUCAUUUUGAGUAGAGUUGUUAAAUUUUGAGUUAAUAGACAAAAUAUGAAUGAGAACAUAUAUUCUCUUUGAAUUAAUGAAAAAGAUAAAACCUGACAAUUACACCAUAACACUUAAUGUAAAUGAACAAAAUCCUUCCAUAAGAAAAGAGGAAGUCCUUGAAUGGUUAAAAAAAAAUUCAAAUGAAAACACAUUUAAUCCAGAAAUAUUUAGGUGAUUCAAAAUAAAAGAAAAAAUGUGGUUCCAAAUUUGCCAUGUACCACUAGAUAAUGAAAAACGGGAGGAGACAUGGUUGAAUUUGGAUCAAAAGGCAUUAAAGAAGAAGAACAACAUUGUAUAAUGCUAAAAAGUUCCAUUUUAAAAUGAAAAUAUUUACAUUUUAUAUAUGUAUAUACCUAAUCAUUCUGUAGUAAAAUUGGAAAAGCAAAAUGUUACAGUCUUACAAGAAUGAGAUUAUGUCAGUAAUGGUGGGAAAUUUUUACUACACCUCCCCAUGGGACAUUUUAAUGCAUCAUGAACAGGCCUAUAAACAUUUUGGAAUUGUAAUAUGGAAACGUGUAAUGAGUCAUAAGCUAUUUCAAUCUGACUAUUCUGUUUCUAGGAUUUUAUCCUAAAAAAAUAUCAUUAAAAGGGGCAGCGGGGGGGGGGGGGCAGAGAAGGACCAACAUGUAUAAAAAUAUUUCUAGCUGCCCCAUUGUUAAUGACAGUGAAUUGGAAACAAGCUAUGUGUGUAGUGAUUGGAAAAGGACAGAAUUUCUUAUGGGGUAUGGCUAUAAUGGAAUCACAGGUUGCCAUUAAAAACUGAAUAUGAGACGUGGAAAAAUACCAACUAGUGGGAGGUGCUCAGCAGAGCCCUUGGACAACUUAAUUAAAAAGAAAGAUCACAACAUCAACAGUAGUGAAACGUCAGAUGAACGUGGAAAGGAACACAGAGCACAAGUAUUUCUGUUUUCUUGUUUGUUGAUUUCUUUGUAUCUCUGUUGUUAAAAUGCUGUGGGUUUUAUGUAAAGUUUUACUUCCUUUGUGUGUUUAUUUGAUUAUUUGUUUGUGUUGAUGGUUAUUAAGUUUUUAAUUAAAAAAAGAACUCACUUUGAAGAGAAAAAAAAGAAACUGUAUUUUCAGAAACUGAAAGAUUAAAAAUAUGAGUCACUAACA
Molecule: messenger RNA, 9978 nt
Organism: Monodelphis domestica (gray short-tailed opossum)
Lineage: Eukaryota; Metazoa; Chordata; Mammalia; Didelphimorphia; Didelphidae
Gene: EPB41L4B
Product: erythrocyte membrane protein band 4.1 like 4B
Biological process (GO): actomyosin structure organization
Cellular component (GO): cytoskeleton
Molecular function (GO): cytoskeletal protein binding
Source: RefSeq, a predicted model, not a curated record